GCCCUCUCCGUCCUCUCCGUCCGUCCGUCCCGGCCAUCAAUCUUCGUCGAGCAGAGAGAGAGAGGAAGGAGGCCAGAUUCGAGCGAGAUCCAUGGGGAAGUACGUGGAGCUACUGGACAUGGGGGUGCGCAUCGCGGUGCGGUUCCACUCCCACUGUCCGCAGACGGCCCGGUUCUACUACCACCCUCCCGCCUCCUCGGCCGCCCCCGGUGCCGGCGACGGCGGCGGGAUGGUGCCUGCGGGAGGCACGGUUGCCGGCGCCCUGGCCAUGAUGAAGAGGCAGCAGCGCGCCGCCGUCGACGCCACGAAGAUCAUCCUCUACACCGUCGUCUAGGCCGGCUGCCGCUGUGCUCGGCUCGUCCGGAUGUAUCCGCCAUUGAAGAGAGAGGGAGAGAGAGAGAGAGAAAGAGAGAUGCUAUCUUUUAUUUUAGUUUUGUUUCUGUUUUCGAGGAGAGGGAAAUGAAAUGACUAAGGGAAUGUUUGAUUGAUUGAAUGAAUGAAUGGAUUGAAUAGUUUGUGAGUUAAA
Messenger RNA from Hordeum vulgare subsp. vulgare (domesticated barley), 526 nucleotides. RefSeq lists its product as uncharacterized. The transcript has a single exon. Bases 92 to 334 code for a protein of 80 amino acids. The record is from RefSeq and is a predicted model, not a curated record. NCBI's taxonomy places the organism in Eukaryota, Viridiplantae, Streptophyta, Magnoliopsida, Poales, Poaceae.